AUGUCAUCAAUAAGACUUGCUUUGGCACAAAUAUUGGUAAGUAGUAACAAAGAAGAAAAUAUAAGUAAAGCUGUUUCAUUUAUUCAUAAAGCAAAGCAACAGGAAGCUAACAUUAUUACUUUACCAGAAUGUUUCAAUUCACCUUAUGGAACAAAUCAUUUUCCAAAAUAUGCUGAAGUCAUUCCAACUGGUGAAACUAGUAUGGCUUUAUCGAAUGCCGCUAAGAAAAAUGAAAUCUACGUAAUCGGCGGCACAAUACCCGAAAGGGAGGGAGAUAUACUUUUCAAUACAUGCACCGUUUGGAAUCCCGAAGGAAAGCUCAUUGCCAAACAUAGGAAGAUGCACCUGUUCGACAUCGACAUUAAGAAUAAGAUAACGUUCCGUGAAAGCGAGACAUUAAGCCCAGGUGAAACAUUAACGACCUUCGACGCACUUGGCAGCAAAAUUGGUAUCGGCAUCUGUUACGACAUCAGGUUCGAAGAGAUGGCCCGAUUAUAUCGGAAUCGCGGCUGCAAUAUACUUGUAUAUCCCGCAGCAUUCAAUAUGACGACGGGGCCGCUGCACUGGUCGUUGCUUCAGCGAUCUCGAGCCAACGACAAUCAGCUAUAUGUCGCUUGCGUAUCGCCGGCUAGGUCUCAGGGCGCCGGUUAUAUCGCUUGGGGUCACACUCAGUUAACUAGCCCCUGGGGCGAGGUCUUGGCUGAGCUCAAUGCCGAUGAGGACAUGAUUGUGAAAGACAUAGAUUUAAAAGUAGUGGACGAAGUUAGAGAGCAAAUACCAAUAUUUAAUCAACGACGCAAGGACUUAUAUGAUACGGUUUGGAAAAAAAAUUAAAAAAGAAUGGAAACUAUUAGUAUAAGAUUUAUUAAAAUAUAGUUUUC
Ceratosolen solmsi marchali is the source of this 881-nucleotide messenger RNA. Its product is annotated as omega-amidase NIT2. NCBI's taxonomy places the organism in Eukaryota, Metazoa, Arthropoda, Insecta, Hymenoptera, Agaonidae. The record is from RefSeq and is a predicted model, not a curated record. Gene Ontology annotation, cellular component: mitochondrion. Gene Ontology annotation, biological process: L-glutamine metabolic process; oxaloacetate metabolic process. The transcript has 5 exons. Bases 1 to 834 code for a protein of 277 amino acids. Gene Ontology annotation, molecular function: omega-amidase activity.